AUGGCUGCCAAAGGAUCACAGCCCAUCGAAACUCGGCUGUUCAUUAACGGCGAGUUCCGCGAAUCAUCAAGCAACAAAACAUUUGACGUCGUCUACCCCUACACCAAGGAAGUGGUAGCCCAGGUCCACGAAGCCGACGUCCAAGACGUGGACGACGCAGUCGCAGCAGCCAGCGCCGCCUUUCCAGCAUGGCGCGAUCUGGGCGUCGACGGACGCGGUGCCCUCCUCCGCAAAGUCUCAGAGCUCUUCCUCGAAGCUAAUGACGAGCUCGCCCGCCUGGAAACACUCUGCACAGGCCGUCCGAUCUCUCAAUAUAUAGAUGCCAAGAUAUCUUCUGAGCGGUGGAGAUACUUCGCUGAUGGGGCCUGGUCGAUGCAGGGCACGGCUAGCACCAACACGCCCGGUCUGCUUAGUAUGACCGUCAAAGAGCCGUACGGCGUGGCGGCCUUGAUCAUCCCGUGGAAUUUCCCGCUUAUCAUGUUCUCGAUGAAGGUGGCUGCUGCUCUAGCGGCGGGUAAUACUGUUGUUUUGAAGAGUAGUGAAAAGGCGCCUUUGACUUCUAUCGCCGCUGCAAAACUCAUCCAAAAAGCCGGCUUCCCCCCGGGUGUCGUCAAUGUAAUCGCAGGCUACGGCAACCCAACUGGUGAGGCACUCGCCUCACACAUGGCCGUCCGAUGCAUCAGCUUCACCGGCUCCUCCCUCACAGGCCAAAAGAUCCAAGCCGCCGCCGCAAAGUCCAACAUGAAACACGUUCACAUGGAGCUUGGCGGGAAAUCCCCCGCCGUAGUCUUCGAAGAUGCCGACCUCGAAGCCGCAGCCAAAGCCACACAGUUCAGCAUCCGCUUGAACAGCGGCCAGGUGUGUGUCGCAAACUCCCGCGUCUACGUCCAGGAAUCUGUUGCCGAGAAAUUCACCGAACUUUUCCGCGCGCAGUUCUCGCAGUUCCAGUUCGGGGACCCACUGGAUCCAACCACCCAGCAGGGUCCGCAGAUUGAUGUGCUGCAAUACAAUCGCAUCAAAGAGUACCUCGGUAUUGGCGCGAAGGAUGGCCAGCUUACGCUUGGCGGUGAUGCGAAUGAUGGGUUCUUCGUGAAACCGACGAUUUUCGAGAAGGUUCCUGAGGACUCGCGGUUGAUGCGCGAGGAGAUCUUUGGGCCUAUUGUGGCGAUUAAUACGUUCAAAACGGAGGAAGAGGCGAUUCAGAAGGCUAAUGAUACUGAGUUUGGUCUUUACGCAUCGGUCUUUACAAAUGAUUUGGAUCGAGCGGUGCGUUUGUCGAAGGCGUUGCAAGCUGGUACUGUUGGUGUUAAUUGCACAAGCCCCGUUAAUGCGAAGGAUGCUGCAUUUGGUGGAUACAAGAUGAGUGGAAUUGGUCGCGAAGGAUUGUUGUAUAGCAUCGAUAACUUCGUUCAGACGAAGUCCAUCUUGAUCAAGGCUAGUGGACAGUCGGCUGGCUUCUUCUGA
This is a messenger RNA of Penicillium cinerascens, 1464 nucleotides long. Its product is annotated as aldehyde dehydrogenase family protein. NCBI's taxonomy places the organism in Eukaryota, Fungi, Ascomycota, Eurotiomycetes, Eurotiales, Aspergillaceae. Gene Ontology annotation, molecular function: aldehyde dehydrogenase (NAD+) activity. The transcript is spliced from 4 exons. The record is from RefSeq and is a predicted model, not a curated record. The coding region runs from base 1 to 1464 and encodes 487 amino acids.